Messenger RNA from Vigna angularis (adzuki bean), 2550 nucleotides. RefSeq names its product protein MOS2. Gene Ontology annotation, biological process: mRNA splicing, via spliceosome. The coding region runs from base 113 to 1528 and encodes 471 amino acids. Gene Ontology annotation, cellular component: spliceosomal complex. The transcript has 3 exons. Gene Ontology annotation, molecular function: nucleic acid binding. The record is from RefSeq and is a predicted model, not a curated record. Lineage: Eukaryota; Viridiplantae; Streptophyta; Magnoliopsida; Fabales; Fabaceae.
UUCACGUAUCUUAACUGCCACAAUUGACCUUGGAAGAACCCUAAUUGGUGCAGGUCUAUCACCAUCUUCUUCUUCUCGAUUCAGUCAGAUUCGUGAAAGAAGAAGUGAAACAAUGAAGCUAUCGUUUUCCGUCCCCUCAUCGAAAUCCCAAUCGAAGCCCAAACCCGUCAAUACCUUCGACGACACUUCCACCGCCCAAAACGACGCUGACGGAUCUAAACACCUCAUCACCGAAUUCGAUCCUUCCAAACCCGGUCCCUCCCUCGCCCCCAAAAUCCUAAUUCCGCCAGUCCAAAACGAAUGGAAACCCUUUAAGAAGAUGAAGAACCUCCACCUCCCCACCGCCGACCCUGAAUCCGAACCCCUUACAUUCGAAGUCCACGCCGUCGACGGCCAACCCGACUCCGACGUCUCCUAUGGCCUCAACCUCCGCACCGACAAAAAGACUGAGCAAAACAACGGCAGCGCACUUCCGCCGCCGCCGCGCCGCGUUCCGGUGGAGGGCACGAUGCUGCAGAAGCUGAAGGACGACAUGGAGAGGCUACCGGACGAUCAGGGGUUCGACGAAUUCAAGGAUGUUCCAGUCGAGGGUUUUGGCGCCGCGCUGCUGGCCGGGUACGGGUGGAAGGAAGGGAUGGGGAUUGGAAAGAACGCGAAGGACGACGUGAAGGUUAGGGAGAUCAAGCGGAGAACUGCCAAGGAAGGAUUGGGUUUUGUUGGUGAUGCUCCUGCUGCGCUGGUUAGGAGUAGCAAUGACAAGGACAAGAAAGACAAAAAGCAGAAUGAGAAGAAGGAGAAAGUUGUUAGGAUUGUUGGGGGAAGAGAUGCUGGGAGAAAGGGUACUGUUGUGUCUAGUAUUGGUGAUGAUUAUCUUGUUUUGGAGCUAUCCAGAAGUGAAGAGAAGGUGAAAGUGAAGGUGGGGGAUGUUGCUGAAUUGGGUUCUAAGGAUGAAGAGAGGUAUUUGAGGAAAUUGAAGGAGUCGAAGAUUCAGCGUGAGGAUAGAGGGCCAAAAAGGAAGCGCGACAGGGAUGAGGUGGAGAAUAGAGUGGAUGUUAGUCAGAGAGAGGAGAGGAAAGGGGUGGGUCGUAGGGAUGUGGUUGAGGAGAAGAGAGUGGAUGGUGGUAGGAGAGAAGAGAGGAGAGUGGUGGAUCAGAGGAAGGUUUCUUGGCUUACUAGUCACAUUCGGGUGAGGGUGAUUAGCAGGGAUUUGAAAGGAGGGCGGUUGUAUUUGAAGAAGGGGGAGAUUUUGGAUGUCGUUGGACCUACCACAUGUGAUGUAUCUAUGGAUGAGAGCAGGGAGAUUGUUCAAGGGGUGUCCCAAGAUUUUCUGGAGACGGCAAUUCCGAAACGAGGGGGACCUGUGCUUGUGUUGGCUGGUAAAUACAAGGGUGUAUUUGGGAGUCUGGUGGAGAGGGAUUUGGACCGGGAAAUGGCCAUUGUUAGGGAUGCUGAUACCCAUGAGCUGCUAGAUGUGAAGCUUGAACAAAUUGCGGAGUAUAUAGGGGACCCAAGCUUGUUGGGACAUUGAUUCUGUUGCAUCUGAUUCCGCAUAUGGCUGUUUUCAUUGAGAUCAACUGAUUUGCAAAUUUCAUUUUAAACCAGUUGUCCAACGUAUUGUAAGUCGCAUUCCAGGAAUUGAGCUAGGAUGUGAGACUCCUGACAUGUAAAAAGGUUGUAAUAUGAAUAAGACUUCAAGCUCGUCGGAGUCUCUUUAAGAUCAAAGUUCAGCUUGGAGAGAUUCAUUUUCUAAUCUUAAGAUGUAUAUCAGGUUCUGCUAUGAUUGAAUCUACUCCGGCUCUGGGUGAAACAACCACUGCGAUUGCCUUUGACCAUACCUUUACCUAUGCCUAUAUUCAUAUCUUCCAGUAGCAGAUCCAGAGUGAGUAGUUGUUUCAUUAGAGCCGGUUGAUUCAGGCGAUUCUGUUGAUGAAAGUAGUGAAUGAAGAAAGACAUGGAUGAUUUGAGUUUAGUCCAAUUGGUGAUAAUGAGGGAUGGGGACAAAUUUAAUUGGUUAUUUGAAUGAUCUAUGGCAUGAGUAGAGAUUCUUAUCUGUUUUUAUUGUUGUUCUGGCCCAGAGUAAUGCUACUUUAAGCCAGAGAAAUCAAUUGAUUCUAAAUUGCCUAGAGUACAGACCAGAAAAAAAUAUGCUAAUCUGGGAAACGUAUUAAACUUCUCAUGUUUAGUUUGAAGCUUAAAUUUUUCUAUAUCCCGUGAACUGAUCCGGGGAAACCCCAGGUUUUGCAGAGCUGAUGGCCCUACCAAUUGGUGUAACCAAUAGAACGUGAGCUCACAUACGUCCAGAGUUAGUGGUUCAAAUGGGUCAGUAAAUACUCAUGAUUUGUGAUUACUGACAAGCAAUGAAGAGGUUCCUCCAAAACAAUCUUGCAAAGGAAUGUUCUCUUCCAAGUAUUGAUCAGAAAUGAGGAUGAUUGGGUAGUUUUUAAUUUCAAAUGCAUAGCUACAAUGAGGUUGAGUUAAGAUGUAAUUUUUUGUGAAAUCUGAAAUAAAUAAAUAAAAAUGCAAAUUACGAAUUUGUUUUAAAUUUAUACA